Quercus lobata is the source of this 918-nucleotide messenger RNA. Its product is annotated as histone H1.2-like. Lineage: Eukaryota; Viridiplantae; Streptophyta; Magnoliopsida; Fagales; Fagaceae. The record is from RefSeq and is a predicted model, not a curated record. The transcript has 2 exons. Gene Ontology annotation, molecular function: double-stranded DNA binding; structural constituent of chromatin; nucleosomal DNA binding. Bases 121 to 765 code for a protein of 214 amino acids. Gene Ontology annotation, biological process: negative regulation of DNA recombination; chromosome condensation; nucleosome assembly. Gene Ontology annotation, cellular component: nucleosome; nucleus.
CCGUUUUAUCUCACAUCCAAAUUUCUCUCUCUAAAAACCAAAACACUCUUUUCGAUUCCAAUUCCUCUCUGCUCUGCUUCCGAAUCAAAUCUCCAUUGAACUCGUCCGAAUUAACUCACCAUGGCCGCUACUACUGAGUCGAGGAAAUCGUCCGGCCCUAAAAAGCCCAAAUCCGCACCCUCUCACCCUCCUUUCCUCGAUAUGAUUACGGAGGCGAUUGUGACUCUGAAGGAGAAGACAGGUUCAAGCCAGUACGCGAUCACGAAGUACUCCGAGGAGAAGCACAAGCACUUGCCGACGAGUUUCCGCAAGCUCUUGCUCUUCCAUUUGAAGAAACUCGUCGCUUCCGGAAAGCUCGUCAAGGUGAAGAACUCUUUCAAGCUCGCUCCUGCCGCUCCGGUGAAGAAGUCCUCAACCGUUUCUGCUCCGGCGAAGCCUAAGUCCGUUGCAAAGCCGAAGGCAACCAAAGUUGCUCCCAAGGCAAAGAAAGUUUCAACCAAGCCAAAGCCAAAGCCAAAGCCAAAGGCAAAAGCCGCAGCGGCUGUGAAGCCUAAGGCGAAGUCCGUUGCUGCGAAGCCAAAGCCAAAGACGAAGGUUGCAGCGAAGGCAAAACCAGUUGCGAAGCCAAAGUCGAAGGUGGCGAGGACUUCAACAAGAACAACUCCAUCGAAGAAGGCCGCGCCGGCAAAGAAAGCACCGAAGCCGAAGAGCGUGAAGUCUCCGGCGGCAAAGAAGAAAGCUCCGGCGAGGAAGGCAAAGAAGUAGAAGUUUUUUUUUUUCCCUGUUUGUGUUAGGUUGUGCUUUUCAGAGUGAUGGCAGUGAUUGUAAAUACCUUACUUUAGUAAGGGUAGUAGUUUCUGAUUUAGGCAAGAAAAGAAGAAGAUAGUUGUAUGACACAGCUAAUGUUUUUUUUUUUUU